AUGCCUAAAGUGACGAGCAUAGAGAAGUUUAUAGAGUUAUCAACCGACUUGUUAGCAAACUAUCCAACAACAACAACUUUAUCAACCACAUAUACCAAUGUAUCUAAAAAAUCUAAAAAAUCAACUUCAGAAUCAGCAGCCACAUCCAAACCAAAAUCAAACAAAAUUUCAACUCAUGCUGUAAGUUUCAAACUUUAUGAACCUAAUUCUGGGAAAUGUAUAAGAUACACCACAACCAAAUCUAAAGAAUUGUCACGAUUAUUAAAUUUCAUUGGUCCCAAAGGUUUAACUAAUGAUAAUUUACAUGUUGUGGGAUUAGCUGGUUUAAUGACUAAUGUGAAAUAUGAAAAACCAAUCGAACCAAGUUUAGAAAAUACUCCUAUUCCAGAAUCAGAGAAUUUGGCUACAAAGGAAAUUGAACAGAAUAAACCUGAUGCUAAAGAGGAAAAAACUACUACUACUACUUCCAGUAAAAAGAAGAACAAGAAGAAGAAAAAAAAGAAUUGA
Messenger RNA from Candida albicans SC5314, 507 nucleotides. RefSeq names its product signal recognition particle subunit. Gene Ontology annotation, cellular component: signal recognition particle, endoplasmic reticulum targeting. Gene Ontology annotation, biological process: SRP-dependent cotranslational protein targeting to membrane. Bases 1 to 507 code for a protein of 168 amino acids. The transcript has a single exon. NCBI's taxonomy places the organism in Eukaryota, Fungi, Ascomycota, Pichiomycetes, Serinales, Debaryomycetaceae. The record is from RefSeq and is a predicted model, not a curated record.